AUGUCGCUCAUUGCUAAUAUCUCAAGCUCCAUGCAGCUUUCGUCGUACCAGAUAGGGCUGGAGAUUGACGACAAUAGCCCUCUCAUUCGUUACAACCCUCCAGACGCCUGGCAACAAGUUAAUAACGCAUCAGAUCCGCUCACGUCGAGGUAUUACGGAGAAACCUUCACGAGAGCUUUGAGCUUCGGGGCCGAAGCUGUCUUCUCGUUUAAUGGCACUGGUGUGUCAAUAUUCGGUGGACGAAAAUCAGGAUAUGGGGCCUUCGGGGUCCUUCUAGAUGGUGUACCAUAUGAAGGGAGCGCGUCAACCCAAGGCAAUGACGAAGCAGCCGUGCUGCUCUUCAGUAAAAACGACCUGGAAAACACCAAUCACACCGUGAAAGUGAUUGCUAAUGGACCAAAGCCCUUCGACAUUGACAAAAUUGCGUGGAUAACUGAACUCAAUCCUCAACAUGGUCGAGCGCCGGUCGAGACUACAACUGUUGACGAUAGCGACCCUGCCUUUCAGUGGAUGCCUCCUUCGGCAUGGAACACACAGCCUGAGGGACUCCAGCAUUUCCGCCAGACUACCGGGCACUCGACAUCUCAAGUAGGAGCGUCUGUAUCCUAUACAUUCGCCGGUAUUACAUAUCCUCUAAGAGAAAUGAUCUCUGUAUACGGAACGGUGGGCCCUCGGAACGCACCGUACAUAGUUCAGCUAGACGAUAAGUCCCUGCUGUUUUACAACGCCACGAGAACCUUCUACACCCCCCAAACAUUGUUAUUCUUUGCCGACAACCUUGGAUCAGGCAACCACACCCUUACACUAUCCAGCGCGCAGGGGCUCUCCACCGGGAUGGUUCUGGAGAUCGAUUACGCUGAAGUUACUCAGUUUGUCACCAAAACAUCCAUCGUUCGAACCUCGGCUGUUCCGUCUCCAACACAGCCGAUAGCCGGCAUCUCAGAUCACAUGAACACCGUUAUCAUUAUAUCGACCAUAUUUGGCACAAUCGUGAUAUCGAUUCUUCUGUGGACCGUCUAUCGGCUCUGGAGGCGAAACAAAGAUGAAUACGACCGCGUCGAGGAAGAAAUCAAGAUCGAUAACCAAUUUGAUUGGGCGCAACCGUCUAACAAUACCUCUGCGGACGGAACCAGAAAUAAUGCUGGUAAGGGUAGACGGUCAUGGUUCCAGAGGCUUUCUCGUCUGCCGAGGUCCAAUGCCUCACGAGAAACAUUGUUGCCGCGCACUGGCGGGAGAGCUGGAGCGCAGUUAACAAGUGCGCAGCGCCAAAGUCUACGGCAAUUGAAGCUGGCUGGACUCUUCAGACCGGCCUUCAAGCGAACCAUCAUGAGCGGUGUUGCUAAGACUAUGGCUUCGUGCAUCUUUUGCAAAAUCAUCAAGGGGGAGAUUCCUAGCUUCAAGCUUCUGGAAACUGAAACCACAUUUGCUUUCCUCGACAUCGGGCCCUUGGCGAAAGGCCAUGCGCUCGUAAUUCCGAAGUAUCAUGCAGAGAAGCUACACGAGCUCCCCGACGAGUCCCUCGUGGACUUGCUUCCCAUCGCCAAGAAAAUUGCGAUAGCAGUGGGCUCCGAGAAUUACAACAUCCUCCAGAAUAAUGGAAAGUUAGCGCACCAGGAAGUUGGUCAUGUACACGUACAUGUGAUCCCAAAGCCAUCGAACGAAGAAGGGCUUGGUAUUAACUGGCCCGCCCAACAAAUGGCCAAGGAGGAGUUGCAGAGUCUGCUCGAAGAGUUAAAGGGGAAGCUGUGA
Messenger RNA from Pleurotus ostreatus (oyster mushroom), 1749 nucleotides. RefSeq lists its product as uncharacterized. Bases 1 to 1749 code for a protein of 582 amino acids. NCBI's taxonomy places the organism in Eukaryota, Fungi, Basidiomycota, Agaricomycetes, Agaricales, Pleurotaceae. The transcript is spliced from 16 exons. Gene Ontology annotation, molecular function: catalytic activity. The record is from RefSeq and is a predicted model, not a curated record. Gene Ontology annotation, biological process: nucleotide metabolic process.